Patella vulgata (common limpet) is the source of this 4120-nucleotide messenger RNA. Its product is annotated as serine/threonine-protein phosphatase 6 regulatory ankyrin repeat subunit B. The transcript is spliced from 2 exons. Gene Ontology annotation, biological process: intracellular signal transduction. Gene Ontology annotation, molecular function: protein binding. NCBI's taxonomy places the organism in Eukaryota, Metazoa, Mollusca, Gastropoda, Patellidae. The record is from RefSeq and is a predicted model, not a curated record. Bases 241 to 3141 code for a protein of 966 amino acids.
UUAGUCAAUAUUUUACUUUCAUUUUACAUUCUAAGAAUAGUGUUUCCUAGAAAUUAGCCUGUUAGCUUGUUCAACUAGACAGUUUAAAUCCUGUGUGGUUGGUUAUACGAGACCAUUUGUUAUAUCGGUUACCAGGUGUUAUGCGAGACUAUAUGUUUUAUAGGAAACAAGAUUCACUGUUACCAAUCUACCACUGAAUAAUUUGACAAAUUUACAUUGUCUUCGGUUGAACUUGUUAUAAUGAGUCGGUGUAAAGCAGAGGAAUUCAGAGAACAGUUAGAAAAGGCUGUAAAUAAAAAUGAUACAGUUGCCGUAGAAAGAAUUAUACAGGAGUAUGUGGAAUUAGGAAACGAAUACGGUAUACGACAUGUGUUUUGGGUAAAACUCUGUGAAAAUGCUCUUAAAAACAAAUGCUUACCAAUAGCUAAACUGGUGCUGCCUCCUGAGUGUAUUUCUAACAUUGAAACCAGUAAAACUCUGAUGAAGGCUGCAAUAGAAUCUGAUUUCACGGAGGGUGUUAAAUUUCUCCACUCUAAAGGAAUACCUCUUUCUUUUGCACUACCAUCGAGUAAUUAUUUGUUACAUUCAAUAUCCGGUAACUACUGGAGUGUCCUCAUUGAGUGUGCCAAAAACAAUAAGGUCGAGGUGUUAAAAUACCUGCUAAAACUCAAAUAUCUUGAUAAGAACCCAGAUAGAGAACAUACGUUAAUAAUGUUAUGUUGUCAUGAACUAAACAUUGAAAGUUUGAAGAUUUUGUUGAACAGUGAACUAAUAAAUACCAUUAACCAACAGUCAUGGAAUCUUGGAUAUUCUGCCCUACAAUUUUGUAUAGAUGGAAUGAAGAAACGUUCGUCGUUAUUUGGUAUUGAUGUACGAAACCCGAAGAGAGUUCUUGAUUGUGUAAAAUUAUUGGUGGAGGCAGGGGCGAAUGUGAAUCUACAAGCGGGGAAUGGGAAAUCACCAAUCCAACUGGCUGCUAACCGUGGUAUGGUGACAACGGUAAUAUAUUUGGUACAGACAGGAGCAAGCCUUGAUAUGACAACAAACCAAGGCACCCUCCUUCAUUGUCUUGCAGGGAGUGACCAAAAGGCAGAUUCUUACGAUGAAUGUGUUCAGCUAUUAAUAACCCAUGGUAUGGACAUAAACCAACUGAACUCAUCGAAUAAAACUCCACUGUAUCUAGCAGUAUGUCAAGGAAAUGAAGAGAUGGUGGGGUCAUUAAUUAAAUCCGGUUGUGACGUCAAUAUUAAAUUAGGUUACGACAUGGAAUCUGUAUUAAUCCAACUGGCUGCUAACCGUGGUAUGGUGACAACGGUAAUAUAUUUGGUACAGACAGGAGCAAGCCUUGAUAUGACAACAAACCAAGGCACCCUCCUUCAUUGUCUUGCAGGGAGUGACCAAAAGGCAGAUUCUUACGAUGAAUGUGUUCAGCUAUUAAUAACCCAUGGUAUGGACAUAAACCAACUGAACUCAUCGAAUAAAACUCCACUGUAUCUAGCAGUAUGUCAAGGAAAUGAAGAGAUGGUGGGGUCAUUAAUUAAAUCCGGUUGUGACGUCAAUAUUAAAUUAGGUUACGACAUGGAAUCUGUAUUAAUGGCUUCAAUACGACGGCAACGGACGGCUAUUGCUGAAAUACUCAUUAAAGCUGGUUGUGAUGUUAACAGCACUGAUAAAAAUGGCGUUACACCUUUAAUGGAAUCCGUAAAAACUGAUAACCAUGUUUUAGUCAAACAACUUAUUGGACACGGGGCGUUUGUUCACGCUAAAGAUAACAACGGAUGUUUCGUAUUGGACUAUUCAUUUCGUUAUAACUAUUUAUUUCCCGCUUACCACUAUACCAACGAUCAAUCUGCUUCAGCAGACAUUGUUAAGAUGUUGAUAGAGGCUGGGGCUGAUAUUCAUAAAUGUGAUAAUCUGCUUCGCAGAGCACUUGUUCAGGCAUAUUAUGCAACAGCAUCAUUGCUUAUUGAACACGGCAUCGAUGUCAAUACGGUAGACGAAAAUGGAGAUAAACCGCUUGCUCUUGCUUCCCAAACAGGUAAAUUAGAACUAGUGACAUUGCUAAUAUCAAAAGAUUGUGAUAUAAAUCACCAAAAUCUAAAAGGAAAAACAUCGUUGCACAAAGCUAUACUAGUUUCGAGAUUGCACAAAGCUAAAAAAUGUAGGGGAUAUUCUCUUCAGAAUCGGGGAGAAGUUAUAAAACUCUUACUACAGAAUGGGAUGAACGUGAAUCUAGGUGACUUCGAUGGCCAAACGGCCUUGUUCAUGGCAGUAGGUAAUGGAGAAAGAUCUAUUACUAAAGAUUUAUUGAAGGCUGGUGCCAAUGUAAACCAUUGUGAUAAGAAACGACAAACUCCAUUGAUGACAGCAGCAAGCAACUGUAAUAGAUCUAUUUUAGAAUGUUUACUGGAGGCUGGAGCUGAUGUUGAUAAAACUGAUACAGAUGGAAGAUCAGCUAUAUAUGGUAUAAUGGUUGGUAGUCGUGGUAGGGAUAGGAAGUGGAUCAACUGUCUAAAAUUACUUUUGACGAAUAAAUGUCACGUGUCUCUGGGUACUCCGGAAAAAAAUAGAAAAACUCUAUUUGAAUGGUUACUAGAAAACGACGAAGCCGAUCUUAUAUGGUAUCUCGUUACAGAGAACUGUUCUCUCCAAAGCUUGGAUCUUCGAAGGGUCAAAGAUAAAUUUCAAUUUCCCGAUACGUUGAUGCUUUCAAAAAUUCUUUUUGAAAGUGGUGCAGAAAAGAAUGAUAUAAUCUCGUCUUUAGAUACAGGGGUGUCUUCUUCCAGAUGCGUUUCUUUUCGGGAAGUAUUUGAAGGUAAACAUCUCGAUAAAUUCCGUGAUUUCUGUAAAUCGAGAAGUUUGAAGUCAAGAUGUAGAAGAGUAAUAAGGGAAUGUAUCGGGCCAGGAAUCAGCAGUAAAAUAACUCAAGUUGGUUUACCAAAAUAUCUACAAGAUUAUGUCGUCAUGAAAGACUUGAUACCCGAGAAAUACUUUACUCUUGUACUAAACGAUAAAGAUGACGAUGAUUGUAGUGAUAUUUAUUAUUCUACUGAUGAUAGCAGUGAUCAUUAUUAUUCCACCGAGGAAGAUGACGAUUAUAAUGAAGAGGAUUAUGGUGAUUAUUAUGACUGGUCGGACUGAAGUUUGUAUAUUCAUAACUGUAGCUUUAUUUUACCAACUGCGCCAAUGCAACUGGAUAAUCAUACCAGGCCAUCUCAUGUGAUGUACCUGUCAUUUCGUUUCACCGUUCGCGUGUCUAGGUAAUGUACUGACAUUGAUGUACCUGUCAUUUCGUUGUACCCCUCGCAUGUCUAGGUAAUGUAUUGCUUCAUGUCGAUAUUUAGGAACUAUAAUUAAUUUUAAACUAGAGUGUAAUGUGUCUUUCCAAGCUUCCACAAUAUGCUCCAAAUAUUCCCAAGCACUCAUGUUUAGCGUAGAACAGGGUAUCUCUGUGUCUCAUUUUAGCAGGAUUACACGAUAUAAUCAUUUUUAAAAUCAUUUCUUUUUGUAGUUACAGCAUUUUUUAGAUAUAAUACAAUACAAUUGUACAUUUUCUAUAUUGUCACCAAAUUGCCUUCUUAUUAGUUCAUUAGUUAUUAGUGGGCGACAUGUUUCCAUAUUGUCAGCCCGUCCAUGUUUUAAUUAUCGAAACCUUUGAUAUGAAAUGAAAUGAAAUGAAAUGGAGUAUAACAACCUACUGUUCUGCUCCUAACCUGGGCUAAUGAAGACGGGCAUACGCCAUACAGUGUGCUAUGAGGGAAAUUUUGCCCGGACAGCGGCACUACGGCCUACUCUUAUAUCGAAUUCCAUCUGCCAGGGGAUCUUUUACGUGCACGCCAAUGUGUACGCGGGACCUCGGUUUUUCGUCCCAUCGGAACGACUAGACAGCUUUCCUUGUCAGCCCCUCCGUCCUGCAUCACUGACAAGGGAGAACCACGCCGGAUGUCGGUGAUGCACGACAGAGGGGCUGACAAGGAAAGCUGUCUAGACAUUAAUUUACAACAUAGUGGAAUUGUUAGUUAUAGGAUUUUUUACUAUCUUUCUUAUUCAAUAAAAGUAUUUACUAUCUUUCUAAUUAAAUAUAAGUAUUUACUAUCUUUCUAAUUAAAUAUAAGUUUUU